Liolophura sinensis is the source of this 4536-nucleotide messenger RNA. RefSeq lists its product as uncharacterized. The record is from RefSeq and is a predicted model, not a curated record. Gene Ontology annotation, cellular component: cytoplasm; RNA cap binding complex. The coding region runs from base 318 to 2663 and encodes 781 amino acids. Lineage: Eukaryota; Metazoa; Mollusca; Polyplacophora; Chitonida; Chitonidae. Gene Ontology annotation, molecular function: translation initiation factor activity; eukaryotic initiation factor 4E binding. Gene Ontology annotation, biological process: positive regulation of translation; regulation of formation of translation initiation ternary complex. The transcript has 19 exons.
GAAAGGGGCAGACGACCGCAGAAGAAUUCAAGAACUAAGUGUUUCCAGUUUUCUGAGGAAAGACAACACUAGGUUAAGAUAUUUAAGUGUACUUGUAAGGCAAACACUGGUGUAGCUGCGUAUAAUUGUGCCUGUCGUGUCUGUUGUUUGCCAGUGAGUGAGCCUGUGUUGUGUCUGCAUCUCGCUGCACAGUUCGUCUCGCCGGUAAGUGGUUGAACUCAUCACUGUCCGAGCCUCCGAUGUCACCACUUCUGUAGCAUACACAACUGCUUUUCUUCCGAAAAGCCUGCGAACGGUUAACCAAGUGACCUGUGAAGAUGAUUAAGACGCGUGCAAUAAAGGGAGGUAAGCUGGAGAAACCAAGGCCACUGCGCUCUCUGCAUCGUGCAGUCAGUGAUCCUGGUACUAAACAAUAUGCUGGAGAGGUGGAAGGAACAAAAAUUGAAAAUGAGGUAAAAGCUGAGCAUGAGGGAUCCGGAAACAAGGACAUCAGUUUACUGGAGAAUCUUGUGAAGAAUUUAGAGAAUGAUGCCCAGUCAGUCAUGAUGGGGGACAUUUUGGAUCUUUGUCAACUUCUACAUGACAAAGGAGCUCAGCUAGAGAAGCUAUACCCUGAGAUUAUCCAAGACUGCUUCUCGGUGAUUCGCGUAGCCACAAAGAGAGAUUCAGUAAGCAAUGAGAGACGGAUGCUGUUGUUGGAGUUAAUGGAGUUACGAGCCAGAGGAUGGCAGGCAGUCAUUUCAGAGGUACAACCACAGACAUCUAAAGUCAAGGAAGAGUUGAACAGGUCCUGGCGGGCGGACUCCUCUGUAGAUUCGGUGGAGCUGAACUCAUCUUUCCACAUUCCUGUAGAGAUCAAAUGGAACCCCACUGGACAUAUGUGGCAGUGUGAGAUGAUUCUUCCAGGUUACAAAAUUGAAAAAGUGAGGUUGAAUACCAGAUACAGAUCCCAAGUCCUGAAGAUUUUGGGAUCUUCAAAGCUCAUUAUAUCCAAAGAUAUAGUGUGGAAUCACAGACAGGUGGUAUUGUUGGGCAAGAAAAAUGAGCUGAAAAAAGCAGUUAAGUAUAUCCUGGAGAUCAUCAAUAUGAAGGAGUACCACACAAAUGGUGGAGGUGACCAUCACACUGGUGAAAGUUUUUGUCUGUCUGACCUAUCUGAUGCGAGUGACCCAUCUGUCAGCAUUCAUUCCAUAGACAAAUCGGAUUCUAAACCAACCUGCUCUGACAGCAUGAACAUUGUGGCAAGUGAUGAAAACAGCAAUGCCCUUGAGUCUCCUAAUCGGAAUAUAAGGGAUAUUAGUUUAUCCAAGCAGAUGAUGGACACAUCUAGGAAAAAUUCUAGUGUGAUCAUAAGGGAGACAGCAGAUGAGGAAGUUCAAACAGAGCCAGUUGGCACUACAAGCUCAAGGUCAGCAGUGUCGAAGUUUGAUCAUCAGAGUCUUCUUCAGUUUACACAGGGAACUCUGUGUUUGUGUGCAAACCCAGUGGACAAGGCUCUCCUUGCGGAAGCCAAGGUGGUAUUGCAGGAUCACUUCUGCCCAGAACCAAAGCGUGCUGACAUCAGCCAACUAACUCCUGGAAAAAGUCUCACUUCUGGUGAAAUACAUUUGGCAAGAAGUAAGUCUCACGAAGACUCGCGGCAUCUCCAUUCUGUUGAGCAGUCAUACUCUGAUAGCCUGUCUCACAGUAAGACUGGCAUGGGCCGAUACUUGAGGAGUCUGUCCACACCCGAGAGAAACAGUCAUGGACUAUCAGCAGGAUUAAGCAGCUCCAGGAAUCGUUCCACAGACAAAGGCAACGAUUUCUCUGUCUUUGCCUGCUACAGGAAUGACAGCCUGGAUGAGACGCAGUUUACCAAGGAAUUGAUGGACAGGUUACAGCUGCCUGCAGAGCGUGGAGCACGUGUCUCCAGCUCAACCCCUGACGGCACCCCAGAGGGUAGCCCUGCGGGCUCCCCAAUAAACGAUAUCUCAGGUAAAGACAGUUAUAAUCAGUUAUUGGCUGGUGAAAUAAGUAACGGCAGCCAGACUGCAAAAGUGUCAGGAGCAGAAUCUAUGGUUCCAGUGACAUUGCUGCCGUCUCAGUUAAAGUCAAUCAUUGAUGGAGUUGUGCAUGGCCUGACUGGAUACAAAGUCCCCACGUCUUUAGGUAGAGGUGACAAACCAGACAGAGGUGAUAGUCUUAAGAAUCCGGUCAAAACCGUCCGCCAACCAAUCAUUGCUGGAACGUCUGACCUUGAGGACAUAGAGGUCACCAUGCCUAGUGGGCUGUACACACCCAAGGGAAGGCGAGCAAUGUUUAAGAAAUACUCAGAUCAAGUGCUGAGGGCACAAGGCAAUGAUGUCAGUGAAGUAACAGAAGGUCCAGAAAGCCGUCCAAAGAUCCAGUAUAGCUGGGAAGAACUGCUAGCCUGUGCCACAUCAAAACAUGCUAGAUGCUGCCCAUCUGACUGGACCUAUCUCAGACAUAUUUUCCCGGAUAUCUGCCUGGAACAGGUGCCCUGCUAUUUUGAUCCGAUGAGGUAUUCCAAGAUGAUGACUAGUGAAAGAACCCAGUUAUCUUACAAACCUUUCCUGAAGCCCAAAAGGGACCUUGUCCAAAAGGCUUAUUUGGGUGAGGAGAAGCUAGAGAAUACUGUGGAAGAAGCUGUGCGUGAUCAGUGAACUGUGAUAAUAUCAUUUGUGAUAUACAUGUACAUGUUUCAACAUAUGUACAGCAUAUCACUCCAGGAUUGUCCAUAUAUGGCCAACAUUUCACAACCUCAGUGCUGUGAACAGACUUUGCUUUAUUGCAUAUCGUGGUGCUAACUGUGACCUGUUAAACAAGCCAAAGAGACUGUACUUAAUCUUUCAUACUUGUGUUUUCCUAUGAAGACCUUCACUAAGGUUAUAGUAAGAGCUGGUAUACAGUAAAACCUGUUGAAAGAAAGAUGUUAAUUACACUGCACAGUUGACAAGAAUUUGUUACGUCUAUUGGCUGAGUAAAUUGGCAACUUGUUAUGGUUAUGUCUCAAUCUGUACUGGAUGUCUAGUAACUUGGAUUUUUUUAUAUUUUGCCCAUUUUGUAUUCCUUUGUUUGUGUGCCAGAGAUGAAUGUGAAAGUAUGCCCAUGACUGCUAAAAAUUUUUUAUUCUUUAACUUUUAUUUUUUUGCGUUAAAAUAUUGUCUUCCAUAUCCUUACAAUACUAAAAUUAGUAUAAAUAUGUUUAAAAUGCAAUAAAACAGGAUUGUACAGUACAGCAGGUGUGUCUUAAAUGGUUGUAGCAAAUAGUAUUAUCCUGCAGUGUAUACACAGCCGCAUAUUUGAAUGUUGAAUGCUGACACGUCAAAGGUACAUGUAUCAAGUAGCUGGCUACCUGUGCAGUAAAUUGAUUGAAUACGGAAAGACUCUAACUGUCCUGAGAAAAUCAUAUGUUAUGUAGAAGAUGACAGUUAUAAAACUUAUUUUAUAAACAAGCAAUCAGUGGAGAUGUUCAGGGUCACCAUCUAUAACACGUUGUGAUUUUAUUUAUCUUCUUGCCAUCCUUGCUAUGAGUAAUUUUGAUACUGCAAAUAAUGCCAAGUUCAGAGGUGAAAUAAUUCAUUUCAGUGGCUUUGCAACUGUAAAGAAAGUGUUUCCAAGAGAUUAUUUCUAGAUUGAUAAGUUUACCUUCUUAAGGCCUAGGUAAUUGACCUUUUGUAAUGGUGUUGCAGCUCAAGUUAAACAAAAAAAGGGAUGCCACUCUGCUAUGAUAACAUUGGAAGACUGCAACACAUGAAUGAGUGUUCUGUUGGUAAAGCAAGCACAGCAUUUGAGAGCCCUCUCUAUGCUGUACUUUUAUGCAUGUAUAACUUGGAAGAGUUCCAUUACUGUGCCUUUGGCCAAGGAAAAGUGUUUUAUCAUAAACAGCUUUUCCAUAUGUGUGCAGUGUUCUAUUUUCAGUUCUGUCUCAUGGUAGUUCUAUUCAGAGUGCCUAGUCUGUGUAUGUUGUGGUCUAUGCCUAGUCAUUUGUGAUAUCUGAUAUUAUAAAAGCUUCUAUCCCAAAGAGGUUGUUGGGAGGGGGUGGGAGGUAGAUUCCAAAAGUAUUAAGAUAAAAAUAUUGUUGUGUGAAAAUAUAUCUAUGCUAUUUUUGUUACCAUUGAAUGUUUGUCUGCCUGGUUUUGUAAAUUUUGUUGCAUUGAAAUAGUAUUAGCUUGUAAGUAGGACUUUUGAGCAGCCAAGUCACAUGACUGAAUAAUGUCUAAAGCUGCAUUGACACACUACAUUUGUGUUUGCUAAAGCCCUUACAUAAUAUAUAUUACCACACAGAUUACCUAUCUAAAAUAUAUAAAUCUUUUAUUUAUUGGUAUGGUUUCUUUUUUAAAAGACAUUAUUGGUAUAUAAGUUUCAAAGAUAAAAAUAUUUGCUUUUCUUCUGUGCCACUGCCUGGACAUAUUUUAUGUAUACAUGUAUGCCACCUGAAGUAGUAUUUUCUGAUCAUUUUGGGCAAUUCUUUAUGCACUAAUUGCCAUUUGGCUAGUAUCUUUCUGCCAUUCUUGUUUCUGUAUUUGCGUAUCA